UCGUCCCGCUGUCCGUCAACAACACACACGAUCAGAUUAGCCUUGUCUGUAGUUGCAUAGCUUUCAUCCUCUCUUAAACCGAAUAUACCUACCGAACGCCCGUCAUGGCUACCGUUACGGAAGCGGUCAAGGAGUCCCUCCUCGGCAGCGAGCAUCCCGUUCUCUUGUCGGAAGAGACUAAGCGAUUGUUCGAUCGCUAUGCUACACACAAUGCCCCAUCGGGAGAGAGGGUGAUGACCAAAGACGACUUCAUUGGUGCAAUUGCCCCGUCGAAAGCCAACUACCACAAGAUCCAACGCGAGCAGUACGGGGUGCUCUUCGAUGUCGCCGAUCGACGAAAGGAGGGUUACCUUUCCCUUAAGGAGUGGGCCGCGUUUGAGUUCCUGUUGGUGAAGCCCGAUGCCGAAUACCAGAUUGCGUUCCGGUUGUUUGAUGUCGAGGGCAAGGGGGUUGUCAAGUUUGAUGACUUUGUGGAGCUGUACAAGAAGUACAAGGGAGAGGAUACCAUCCCAUUCAACUGGGACAGCGACUGGGCGGCACUUUACAUGGGCGGCAAGAACAGCCGACACGAGCUCACGUAUCCGCAGUUCUCGCAGAUGAUGCGGGCUCUCCAGGGCGAGAAAGUCCGACAGGCGUUUCGCCGGUUCGAUAAGCAAGGCUCUGGCUUUGUUGAGCCGGAGGAGUUCCAGCGCAUCAUCUUGGAGACGUCGGGCCACAAGCUCUCCGACCACGUUUUGGAGAACCUUCACACGCUGAGCAACAUCGGAACUGGCUCGAAGAUCAGUUACUCCAACGUCCGCGCGUUCCAGAAUGUCAUCCGGGAGAUGGAUAUGAUCGACACCAUCGUCAGAAGCGCAACCACCAAGUCCAGCGACGGCAAGAUUACCAAGAGUGAUUUCCUGAACGAGGCUGCUAGGAUCACCCGAUUCUCUCACUUCACUCCCAUGGAGGCCGACAUCCUUUUCCAUUUCGCUGGACUUGAUAGCAUCACGGACCGUCUUUCGUGGAAGGAGUUUAGCCGUGUGCUUGAUCCACUCUGGAGGGAUCCCCACAUGACCGUUCACAUACCUUCUACUAGUGCCAUGCCCUCUGUCUCUUCCAUCAGUCAUGGCGAGGGCUUCCUCGGACAGGCUCUUGAGUCUGCUUACAAUUUCGGAUUGGGCGCCAUUGCCGGUGCGUUCGGUGCCACUGUGGUGUAUCCGAUCGAUCUUGUCAAGACUCGCAUGCAGAACCAGAGAAGCAAAGUUGUCGGAGAGAUGAUGUACAAGAACUCGCUGGAUUGCGCCAAGAAGGUGGUCCGCAACGAGGGAUUCCGUGGCCUUUACAGCGGUCUAGGGCCUCAGUUGAUUGGUGUUGCUCCCGAAAAAGCGAUCAAGCUCACAGUCAACGACAUGGUGAGAAACAGGGCAACCGACAAGGACGGAAACAUCACAUUUGGUUGGGAGAUGAUUGCCGGUGGUGCUGCUGGCGGUUGUCAGGUUGUGUUCACCAACCCUCUCGAGAUCGUCAAAAUCCGUCUCCAGAUCCAAGGAGAAGUCGCAAAGACGGUGGAGGGCGUUCCCCGUCGAUCAGCUCUAUGGAUUGUUCAGAACCUCGGAUUGGUCGGUCUCUACAAGGGUGCCAGCGCAUGUCUCCUCCGCGACGUGCCAUUUUCGGCAAUCUACUUCCCCGCGUAUGCCCAUCUCAAGAAGGAUUGGUUCGGCGAGUCGCCGACUAAGAGCUUGGGGCUUUUCCAGCUUCUCUCGGCCGGUGCGAUUGCAGGAAUGCCCGCUGCCUACCUUACCACCCCUUGCGACGUGAUCAAAACUCGACUGCAGGUCGAAGCCCGCAAGGGCCAGACCAGUUACCGUGGCUUGGUUCACUGCGCAACUACCGUUUGGAGGGAAGAAGGAUUCAAGGCAUUCUUCAAGGGCGGUCCCGCGCGUAUCAUGCGUAGUUCCCCGCAAUUUGGAUGUACUCUUGCUGCAUACGAGCUUCUCAAGACCACCGUGCCAUUCCCCGGAAAGGCUGUGGACCAGGAUUCCAUGACCGGAGCGUCCAAGCCCUCGAUACGACCCAUCGAGGACCACAGUCCCCUGAGUGUACUUCGCAGCAGAAACGCCAUGAAGAUCCUCCUGGACUUGGACCACAGCUUUGGCCGCGUCAAGAUGCCUCAGACCAAAGAAACAUGGGAGGGCCUGCCCGGCGCAAGGAGGGCAUAAUCAACCGUGACAGAACCACAGCAACAAAACAUACACACAACACACACACUCUCUCUCUUUACUUGGGGUUUCUUCCUUUCUCUGUUCGGGAGUUUUUAUUUUCGUGGUUUCUUCCCAGCGUUUUCCUUUUUUCUCCUUCUUUUUUGUGCGUCGGUCUGGGUUUGGUUCUGUAUGGUUUAGCUGGAUUGUUCGUUAGGGGGGCUUUAUAUCCUGCUG
Molecule: messenger RNA, 2417 nt
Organism: Tricharina praecox
Lineage: Eukaryota; Fungi; Ascomycota; Pezizomycetes; Pezizales; Pyronemataceae
Product: mitochondrial carrier domain-containing protein
Exons: 5
Coding region: 105-2201 (698 amino acids)
Biological process (GO): L-glutamate transmembrane transport; aspartate transmembrane transport; malate-aspartate shuttle
Molecular function (GO): calcium ion binding; L-glutamate transmembrane transporter activity; L-aspartate transmembrane transporter activity
Source: RefSeq, a predicted model, not a curated record